Cylicocyclus nassatus is the source of this 585-nucleotide messenger RNA. The record is from the annotation of a GenBank genome assembly. Lineage: Eukaryota; Metazoa; Nematoda; Chromadorea; Rhabditida; Strongylidae.
AUGUGGCAACAAUCAAAAAUGCUUGCGCUUCUUCUCUUAACAGUUCUACAGUACGGCUCUCAAGCAGAAGACUGCCUUAAAUGCAUUUGUUUGCAAGAGUCAGGAUGUAAGCCCAUUGGAUGUCAUAUGGAUGUUGGUUCACUUUCGUGUGGUUACUACCAGAUCAAACUUCCUUAUUACAAGGAUUGUGGAACCCCUGGACGCAAAAAUGGUGAAGAUGUAACCACCGCUUGGAAGAGAUGUGCCAAUGAUUACAAAUGCGCCACACAAUGCGUCAAGGCCUAUAUGAACCGCUACAAGAAACAAUGUGCUUCGAUUGGUCAAUCCUCAUGCCAGGCCAUGGCUCGCUUGCACAAUGGUGGCCCUUCUGGAUGCAGCAUUUCUGCUACCAUUAAAUACUGGAAUGCCAUCAAAAAAAAAUCUGUCAUGUUUGAAGAACGCAUAAAACCAACUACCCUAUACCUUUGGAGCUGCUCAAGCAGAAUUCUUUGCUUAUGCAGCGAACUAGGGUCGCCAGAGGAGAAAAUGAUUCGCAUAUUCCGUCCUUCCUGUAUUAUUUUUCAAGAUAACUUUACAACUUACUGA